UCCGCCUCCUCGCGCCUCCCUCUGGCCAGCAGCCUGUCCAUCUAUCCGUGCGCCCCUCCUGGCCCAGCCAUCCAUCCUGGUCCUCCCGGUGCCCCCGGAUCUGGGCUUGGAAACCCCGCCUGCCCUCCUCCCUCCUGCUCGUGGAAUCGCUGCAGGGCCCUCCCAGCCCAUGGUCACGGUCACAGCCAGGGCCGGGUGGCUCGAGACUCCUGUGUUCCAAAUACAGUGUGCUGGGAAGACCUUGGGCUUCUGAGACCAUCCCGCCAGGCUGCCCAGGUAGAUUCCAUAGUGUGACAACAGCCAGGACUAGCCGGUGGUCUUGGGGUGCCCUGGCAGUGCCUGCAGCACUAACUGUGCCUUUGACCCCUGUCUCUCGGUGACUCAGGAUGGAGCCCGAGGCCGCUGCCCAGCUGGAAAGACGCCAUGUGCAUGAGGUCUACGAAAGCACAGCGGCCUACUUCAGUGACCUGCAAGGCAAGGCCUGGCCACGCGUCCGCCAGUUCCUCUUGGAGCAGAAACCUGGCAGCCUCGUCGCAGACAUAGGUUGCGGGACUGGGAAGUAUCUCCGCGUCAACAGCCAGGUGUACAAGCUGGGCUGUGACUAUUGUGGGCCUCUGGUGGACAUCGCGCACAGCAGGGGCUGUGAGGUCCUGGUGUGUGACAACCUGCGUUUGCCCUUCCGAGACCGCAGCUUUGACGCCAUUAUCUCCAUUGGAGUCAUCCACCAUUUUUCAACAGCACAAAGGAGAACCCGAGCCAUCCAGGAGAUGGCACGGGUGCUGGCCCCCGGAGGACAAGUCAUGAUCUAUGUUUGGGCCAUGGAGAAAAACCACCGGCACUUUGACAAGCAGGACGUGUUCAUUCCCUGGAACCCUGCCCUGUGUUCCCAGCUCCUGGCAGAGCCAGCUCCCUCAGGACGGAAGCGUGUGUGUGGACAGCCCAGAGCCACCCCUGAUGGGCCCCCCUGCCGCCUGGCCUGCUCUGUCUGUGGCUGCCCCGUGUACCUUGAGAAGAGGCAGGAAUCCCAGCGGUCCCACAGUCUAGAUGGCUCUGGGCCUCCCGGCUGCUGUAGGGAGCUGGCAGAAGUGAGGGAUGGGGACAGUGGUUUCUAUAGCAUUUUAGGGAAGUCAUUCCGCUCCUGGUUUUUCUCCCAAUCUUUGGAUGAAUGCACUCUAAAGGAGCAUGUGGAGAAGGCUGAGCAUGCCACAGAGGAAUGGGCCCUAGGUCACCCCGUGUCUGUCCAGCCUUCGAAGUUCCGUCAUCUAGACCUUGGCGAUCAGGAGCCACUGUCACAAGAACAAGGUGACGCCAUUGCCCCUGGGCUCACGCAAACCCCAGAGUGGCCCCUGCCCACAGUGCCCCACAAAGACACUCACAGCCAGCAGCAAGGGGGCUGCUUUCUCAGACAGUCUACAGUGGAGCAUAGCUGCAGGUCAGCCUGCCCCGGGGGGACAGGAAAGCAGGCCACCAGCCAGCUCUGGAAAAGGAGCUCCCUCCCCCCUCCCUUCAUCAGCCUGGCAGCUGCCAUGUCCACUGGGGCAUCACAAGCAGAGGCGCCAGGCUCCGGAGCGUUAACCCGUUACUACCACGUGUUUCGGGAAGGGGAGCUCUGCUGCUUGGUGGAGCAGCAUGUGCCAGAGCUCCGGGUCCUGAGCUCCAUCAAUGACCACGGCAAUUGGUGCAUUGUUGCUGAGAAGAAGCCAGGGAUGAUGGCCUGCUGACUAGGCCAUCUUGGAGAAGUAACUCACGGGCAAAGGAAGGCAGGCCUGGUGCUUGCUUCUGUGGCAGGGUAUGCCUGUGAAGGCCAGCAGUCUGAGGAGGGGCCACAACAGAGGCCAGGGGAGGGGGCUCCUGAAGAAAACUCUUCCACCUUCCUCCUCUAGUGGCUCAUUUCUGUUCUCAGAUAUUCCCUUUAGAAACCAGCAUCUUCCUUAAGUCACCAUCAGCAUCUCUCUUUAAAAUUGGGAUUUCUCCUUUGGGUCCGCCUGAGGUCCUUUUACAAAUCUCCUGGCAGAGCUGUCUCAGGGACCCCAUGGAGAUGGGACUAAAGCCAGUGCCCUGCCUGAUGUUAAGGGAGGGUGAAUGGAGAAAGGCCAGGGGUAGGGAAGGGGAUCCCACACAUGCCCCAGUGUGGGGGUGAGGCAGGGGAGGACUGUGGUCCUGCAAGGUCUCUAGAGACACUGGCUGGAGCUAGGAAGGACAGCAGGACAGCAGACCCAGUUCUUUGUCCCAGACUAUCCCAGUCUCUUAGAGACUGGAGUCUUGGUAGUUAAGGCCACUGCCCAAUAUUACGGAUGGGUUUUCUUUCUUUCUUUCUUUCUUUCUUUCUUUCUUUCUUUCUUUCUUUCUUUCUUUCUUUCUUUUUCU
This is a messenger RNA of Phascolarctos cinereus (koala), 2367 nucleotides long. NCBI's taxonomy places the organism in Eukaryota, Metazoa, Chordata, Mammalia, Diprotodontia, Phascolarctidae. The record is from RefSeq and is a predicted model, not a curated record.